AUGUGCUCUAUCCUUACUAGCGAUCAAGGCACGAAUUUCGUCGGCGCCGAUCGAGAACUGCGUCGGCUCUUUUCCGCCGCGAAAUUUGAUUUUCAAACACUGGCUAGCUCCUUAGCUCUGGACGGAACAACAUGGAAAUUCAACCUUCCUGCCGCCCUUCACUUCGGUGGUAUUUGGGAGGCAGCGGUGAAAUCCAUGAAGUUUCACCUAAGGCGAGUGGUGGGGGAGACUCCUCUCACGUUUGAAGAGAUGUCCACAGUUCUUUCGCAAAUCGAGGCCUGUUUAAACUCUCGCCCCCUGGCGCCCUUAGGAAUUGACCCCGAUUGCAAUGAAUUUUUAACGCCAGGUCACUUUCUUGUAGGAGCUUCGCUUACAGCCGUGCCUGAGCCGUCGCUGAUCGACGAGAAACCUACACGAUUAACACGCUGGCAGUUACUUCAACAGAUGCGCGAUCACUUCUGGAAACGAUGGGCGACGGAGUACUUGCAGAAUCUUCAGGCUCGCACAAAAUGGUCUCAGCCUAAACCUAAUGCGCAACCGGGCGACCUGUGUCUGGUUACGUCGGAAGCUACUCCACCUACCAAAUGGCCAAUUGGACGAAUAACUGAGACGUACCCCGGCGAUGACAACAGGGUUCGAGUCGUCCUGGUUAAAACACCGUUCGCGACAAUGAAGCGACCGGCUACUCAAGUUUGUCUCUUCCCGGCAACGCAGACAGAGAAUUAA
Osmia bicornis bicornis is the source of this 726-nucleotide messenger RNA. RefSeq lists its product as uncharacterized. The transcript has a single exon. The coding region runs from base 1 to 726 and encodes 241 amino acids. The record is from RefSeq and is a predicted model, not a curated record. Lineage: Eukaryota; Metazoa; Arthropoda; Insecta; Hymenoptera; Megachilidae. Gene Ontology annotation, molecular function: nucleic acid binding.